Onychomys torridus (southern grasshopper mouse) is the source of this 678-nucleotide messenger RNA. It is a transcript of the gene Smco3, whose product is annotated as single-pass membrane protein with coiled-coil domains 3. The coding region runs from base 1 to 678 and encodes 225 amino acids. The transcript has a single exon. The record is from RefSeq and is a predicted model, not a curated record. NCBI's taxonomy places the organism in Eukaryota, Metazoa, Chordata, Mammalia, Rodentia, Cricetidae.
AUGGCCCAGAGUGACUUCCUCUACCCAGAAAACCCAAGGAGGCGGCAGGAAGUGAACCGCCUUCACCAGCAGCUCCUAGACUGCUUGGCUGACAGCUUCCAGGUCACCAACAAGCUGACCGGGGUUCUGAACACCCACUUGGGCUGUAGGCUGGCCUUCAUUGAGAUGAAAAGAGAUGGAACCAUCAAAGAAAACUGUGACAUCAUCAUCCAAGCUGUGAUACACAUCCAAAAGGAACUGCAAAAGGUUGACGAGGCACUGAAAGAGAAGCUAGAGCCGACCCUUUACAGGAAACUUCAGGAUAUCAAGGAGCGGGAGACAGAGAAGAUCGCAAUCGUGCAAAAGGUCAUCUCUGUCGUCCUGGGAGAAGCUACAUCUGCAGCCAGUGCGGUGGCUGUUAAACUCGUGGGCUCCAGUGUCACCACUGGCAUAAUUAACAAGCUGGUCACCGUGCUAGCUCACAUCGGGACUUCCCUCCUUGGUAGCAUCGGCGUUGCCGUGCUUGGUCUUGGCAUAGAUAUGGUCAUCCGUGCCAUCUUGGGAGCAGUGGAGAGGACGCAGCUUCAAGCAGCCAUCAGAAGCUACGAGAAGCAUCUGGUGGAGUUCAAGGCAGCUUCGGAAAGGUACCAUCAGGCCAUCACUGAGGUCACCAGUGCCGUGAAACGCCAGAUAAGAUGA